Messenger RNA from Nicotiana attenuata, 4867 nucleotides. RefSeq lists its product as uncharacterized. The transcript is spliced from 16 exons. The record is from RefSeq and is a predicted model, not a curated record. The coding region runs from base 112 to 4284 and encodes 1390 amino acids. NCBI's taxonomy places the organism in Eukaryota, Viridiplantae, Streptophyta, Magnoliopsida, Solanales, Solanaceae.
UUCGCCUUUCCCGCACAAAAAAUUUCACUCACUUGGCUCCACUGAGUGUAGUACAGCGAGCAGAACGAGCCCUAAUCUGCAAUAAAUCUCCGAAUAAUUCAAAAUUUUGAAAUGUCUUCCCCGGCAGCGCUGACGACCGUCGCCGCCGGUGGCACCAGCGAGGACCGCCAUCAGAACCACAACAAUACGGAGAAUUCGGAGGGCGGCACCACCAUGGCGAUGCAGAAGAAGCGAGCACGAAGAGUGAGCUUUGCUGAGAUGACUUCUGUACACUUCUUCGACCGUGAUGAAGAGUACGAAACCCCUCCGGAUCCCUCAGGCAAAGCUGAAAGUAACAGUGAACGUGAAGAGAUAAUAAACCUAGGUUUUGAUCAAUUGGUCGACGAUUCCAAAGAGUCCGAGGACGGAGACGAAGGAAAUGACGAGGAUGAGGAUGAGGAUGAGGAUGAUGAGAUGGCUUUGCCUAGAUCGUUUUUAAGACCUGCAGAAUCACCUUCUCCUGGCAGCCAUUUUGGUUCUGCUACUUCAAAUGAUGAUGAAGAUAAUUUUUUCGGCCCAGUAUCUCCCAAUUUUAUAAGGCCAGGCCGGCUAUCAGAUUCAGCAGUGUCAGACGAAAAUCAUGAUAUUACUAUGGAUUCAACAGCUUUCUCCAUGCACUUCCGCAGAUUUGUUAGGUCAGAUUCAGGGAUAGAUUUGAAGACCCCAACAGAAGUAUCAUUUGAUGAGAAAACACCAACACAGACCGGUCUAGGUAAUUCCAUGGAACUCACUAUGUCCAAGAAGCUAAUUUCUCAAUCUUCUAUGCCUGUUGCCAAUUUUAGUGGCACUAGUGAUUCGAGUGACAUGAGUCUGAUUGGAGAAAACUCGAGAAGAUAUGAUUAUGGGAGACUCCCUCCUGAUUUAGAAGCUCUUUUAGCAGAAGGCCAAGAAAAACAUGCAGUUUCUGUUUCAGGAGAUACUAGUGUUUUAGAGUCACCAGCAAGCAAGAAAAUGGAGGUUGGAAGUGCAUUGAUGGGUUUAGGUGGAAAUGGUGAACAAGAAGCAAAUGCAAUUGUUAGUCUUAAUAUGCCACUUGUACCUUUGUGCCAGAAAAUCGACGACGCAGAUGAUGGUAAUAAGUUUCUUUCUCGUGCAAUUGAUGCUGACACGUUGCCCAUAUCCACUGUUCCAGCUCCGGAUAAUUAUGUUGAUAGAGUAAAUCAGUCGCCGAAGCAGCUAAGUAAACUUCAAUUGCAGGAUGUUGGUGAAAAUAAUAAGUCUGUCAAGGAUGCUUCUGAGGUUGGAAUUAGUGAAGCCCUAUGUAGUAAUGAUGGUGAGCUUGGUCAAUUUUGUUGGUCCCCACGUGGCAGGGAAUCUCCGUUGGUUGAUUUAGUGUCCUCUUCACCAGCUACGCAAAGACUAAUAGUUACUGGUAGUCCUUCACCUGUCAAACAGAAUUCAAUGGCAGUGUCUUUCCUUGAAGAUCCCAUUUCCUUUUUGAGCAAUGAAAAGAGAGGACCUUGGACAAGUUCAGCAUCCCUCCAGAAGAACAUUUCCAAACUUGAGAGACUUAAGGCUUCUGAACUAUCUUCUCCCCUUGGUGACAGAAUCCCCAAUAUGGACAUCAGAUCCUUAGAGUUUCCAAGAACACCUCCUUUGGAUUCUAUAUUGAAGAAAAGGAACCUACAAAUGGGAGUCAAAUCUCUGGAUUCCUCUAUGACUUGUACAGAGGAGCAAUUUUCAGGUACUUCUAUGAAGGAGGGAGAAAGAAGAAUGUUCACCUCAGGUGGUAGUAGGAGUGAGACUCUUUUAACUGGCGAAGAUGUAAUUCCAUGUGAACAAUCUCUGGGCCCUGAAAAGCAGGGGAAAUCUCUCAAUCGGCUAAAUACUGGUUUUCUCCCCGUGGAUCAAGUGUUGAAGCCUACAGCCCCUUUGGCUUCAUCAAGGUUUUCUUGGUCAGGAAAGACAAAUGACACUUUUACACCAAAUGACCUCAGGCAGAAGAGAUCGCUGAUUUCUAGAACUGAUUCCCCAUUGGUUGAUUAUCUAGGGCAGGAGAAAGUGACUGCUAUUGCUCAAAAGUUGGCUUCAUCAAGGUUUUCUUGGUCAGGAAAGACAAAUGACACUUUUACACCAAAUGACCUCAGGCAGAAGAGAUCGCUGAUUUCUAGAACUGAUUCCCCAUUGGUUGAUUAUCUAGGGCAGGAGAAAGUGACUGCUAUUGCUCAAAAGUUGGUUUUUUCUCCAGAAAAGUCCUUGCAGUCAAAGUCAUCAACAUGGACUGAACAUCAGUCCAGCCCCUUUAAAGAAUCAAAGUUGCAUGAUGAACCCAUGAAGAGCUUAGGCCUAGUGAAAAAUGCAUCUUCAAUAGGUAAUGUGACAGAUGGACAUUCUUCGAAUGCAAUGGAUGGCAAUUGGCAUUCUUCCUCCACAUCAACUGAAGAACAGUCUGGUUCACCAGUUGUCGAAGGCAGUAAAGUGUUAAUGCAACCAGACGGGACAUAUAGCAUAGAAGCUAAGCUCCUUGAUCAAAUGAAUGUACUGAAAAGCACUGAGGACUUGAAGAUCUCCAGGGAUGGGAGCUCUCAUCUAUCUUCAGCAAUAUUAGAUGGGAAUUUUCAGAGUGCAAAUGGUCUCCCUAGAUUUGAAAUUGAUCCUCGAGAGCUAAACAAGUCUCCUUUAGCUGGCGCUGCUUCCUCCUCUAUUCAGAAUGUAGAAGCGUUGGUGGUUGAAAAGACUCCUGUACAAUGGUCUUCACGAAGUCCACCAGCAAAGGGGUUUCACGUGCUGGCACAAUCCAACACUACAUGUUCCUCUGUAGGUGAAGCUGUGCAAUCUCCCACAUGCAACCAAUCAAUUGGCAGACCUAGAAACUCUUCUGCCCAUAAAAGAUGCAGUGAAGAGUUGACAUAUGGAGAUAUGGAACACACAAAUCAAAUUAUCAUGUCUCAAAGUAGCUCGAAACUCCAGAGAGGGGUUGGUAAUAGUCCAGGAAUCUCGGGACGUCCUGAUGAUAGCAGAAAAGAAAUGCUCAGAGCUCAUCUUGAACUCAGACAAUGGAAAGAUAUUAAAUCCAAAUGUUUGGAGGAUGCAGAUGAGUGGAUAUCUUUGCCUAAAGAAAGGCUUGCCAUGCUUACUAUGCCAGCAAUUGAAAUGGUGGAAGACAUUGUCACCCGAAUGCAGAAGGCAAAAACAUACGACAUUUUGCACCGUCAAAUUCUCACUCAGAAAACGUUAGUUACCAGUUUUCAGGAGAAAAGAACUUUAGAAGCAAUAAAGUUGUUAUGUCAGCUUGUACAUGAGAAAGCAAAGUAUCACUGGAGGUGUGUGAAGAAGAAGAAACUGCUGGAAAAAUGUCAACUGUUGAACUCUGGAAUUCAGAAGUCCCAAAUGUCAAAGAUCAAUCAUUCGCUUCAUAUAACUGUCUCAGGAGUCACCCAGGGUGAUGCUAUUUCUAGUGAGAGCUCAUUAGCCUGUGAAAAGGCUCUGCAGGAGGAACGUCAUAAUAAAGUGGCCACUAUCAAGGAGGGUUUGGAAGUUUCAGAAAGAAAAGUUGCAAAAUUGGCUAGAUCCUUGCGUUCUUCCUUUAAACUUGAGGGAGAACCAAGUUGUGCCGCUACCAUCAUUUCCGUAAAAGAACAUCUAAUGAGGAGAUCGUGUUGUAGAUUCCUACGUCAAGAUAUGCAGAUGUGUGUCAUUCAGAAUGUGAGGAGGCCAUUUGUCAUCCUCAACUAUCUUGGUUUGCUGGUUCAAAGUUUGAAGUUGACUAUUGGUCCAAACUCAAGCAUAAUCAUCUCUAACAAUUUGAAUGAUCAACUAAUCACAAAGAGUUUUCCAAAUAUCAAUGCGUGUGCUGCAUUGAGAUUUGUUUUAAAGGCUGAGAUUUCAAAGAAACUUGGUGCUAGGACUCUGGCGCAAGAAAUGCAGGUUACUCGUUCCCUUUUAGGUAACUCCCUUGAUGUGGUUGCAGAGGUGCAAAAGGCACAAAUACAGUUUCAUAAUUUGGCUGAUAUUGCCUUCUCCACUCCAACUGUUGAGGAACUUGAGUUGCAGCUUCAUUUUGAGAAUUAUAAUACUGGCAAGAAGGUGAAAUUGACACUAGAUAUGUCAUGCUUGAAUAGGGGGGUCUAUCCUUCAGAAGUUGUUCCAUCCCAGGUUGCAGCUCUAGCUCUUCACGCGGAACAUUCAGAUGAUGCACUACUUGGUGAAAUUAGAGCUGCUGUCAAAAAUCUUAGAGCUGGAUACAUGAGGAUUAUACGGUUAUGUGAUUGUAUUUCACGAGUUGUUCAAGCCUCAGGUGGUUAACUUCAGCAGAAAAGAAAAAUUUGAACUUGGAUGAAUGGACUCUUGUUGGGGUUGCCACUGCUUGGAGCACUCAUGAACUUCCUCUUGCACAUGUUCUCCAUUGUCACAGGUCUUCUGUGGCAACAAUCGCAUCAUAUGUUGAAGAAUGAUUGUGAUAUAUGAGGUGAGAUCAUAGCUGAAUGUAUAACUUUUUCUCUUCGAUCCAGAAGUAUUGUCAUUGGUCAUUCUCCUAGGUCUUUUACAUUUUUUCUAAACCGUAUCUUAACUUCUUGUUUUACGUUUGGGCAACGAAGGGUUGGGGAGUUCUAAACUUUAGAACUAGAAUGAUCAGCGUGAGCUCUUGUUUACUUUGAUGGAAUAAUAUAAGCUGUUAGACUAGCUGCAUUUUGAUCAUGCAUACGUAUCCCUAAUGAAAUAGUGAAAACUCUGCCGGGGAACUCUAGAGUUAGCCUAUUUUAGCUGUAUGGGUUUUCAUACUCUUUCCGGCUAUAUCCGUUUUGUGCUCACAUCUUGAUGCAACUGUAUCUUGAAUGUUUUGUAAAUAUUUCAAAUGUAAAUUUGGUUGAGGAUGGUUAGGAUUUUU